GUCGCAAACUGUUUCACUGGCAUGUUGCAGAAUGAACUCUUCGAAGAAAAGGAAAGAUAAUUCCUUUAACGUUGCAUUAAAUAAUGCCAAACAGAUAAAGUCUAGCUCAGAAAUUAGAAGCAAACUGUUAAAUAAGUUUUUCUUAGAAGAGGACUUCAAAGUUAAAUUUGCAAAGGCAUUCAGGUAUGUAGAAAGCGUGAAACAUCUGUUGUUUUGAGACAUUGAGUUGUAAUAAUUUGAGCAUUUUCCUGUAAUGUCAGCUGAUUUAAUUCAUGUCUUUUCUCUAGGAAUGUGGAGAGUUUUAAUGGUGAGCGUCACACCCCGGUAUAUUGUCUCUUUAAAAUGCUUUUGUGCGACAUUCAUGGUUAAGUGAAUCAUUUUUUCUUUUUUAUCUUUUUCAAUAGAAAAAGGAUCAGUCAUACAUAAAUCGCCAUUUAAGUGCUGUCUUAUUCCUAACUUUAUCUCAGAUGAAGAAUUUUUAGAGGCUUUAGAAAAGGAACUUAUUCAACUUAGGUUUUUUCAGAAGUCAAAUGACUUAUAUAAAUUUCACCAGGUAAGCUGGUAAAAAGAUUUGUUGUAACUUUCUUAACUUCUUAAUAUUAUUAUCUUCAAAUUCUUGUACUUUGCAAUCUUUACCUUAAUUAAUUGACUUUGCUUGCCUUACAUACUUUAGAGUGACGACUUAAAAAAGUCAUCCAAGCCAAAUAUCACUUCUCUAAGGUUUGCUCAUUAGGUUUUUUUGCUACCAACAGCUGUAAAAUACUAGUAAAUGAUCAUAUACAACAACAACAACAACAACAAUCUUUAUUUGUACUCACUCUCUUGCUCAACAAUAAAUUUUGACAAUGAAAAUGUUACUAGUAAAAUUAGAGUACUGGCUGCCAGGAAUAACCAUGAUAGGGGCUAGCAGAGACAGGCAGCCAGUUGACAUCAGCAUCAAAAAGAAAAUAUAAUUUAAAGCUCAGCAAGAUAAUGCCUUUUUCCCCGCUGACUGCUCUGGAGUUUAAGGUUUAAAAAAAUGAAUAUGUUUCUGUUACAGUAAAUGGUCUAAAAAGGACAUGGUGAGACAUGGUUCAUCUUGAAAUGAUAAUGGUAGUGUUAACAACUGUUAAAUGUUGAUUGAACUGAGUACUGAAUGAUAAUCAUAUGGAGGCUCAUUAUCCAAUUAAUUAUUGUUAAUUAUUUUAUUUUCUCAGGAACAUAUUAUAUAAUGAGUUUAGAAUGUGGCUCCAGGACAUAACUGGUUUUGCUGAUCUCACUGAUCAAGUUGACAUGUCAUGCUCUAAAUAUGAACAUACAGGUGAAUAACUCAUGUCAUGACUGCUUGAUUCUCCCUACUGAUUGCCUUAAUCUUUUUUGUGAAACAAAAAGAGAAUUUCAAUUUAGAUCAGUCCCUUUAAUUAGCCAUUACAUUCAUAAUGCUGUCAAUGUCAGGUCAGAUCCUCACUGUUUUAGGUAAGCGUCUGCAGCAAGUAUUUCUGAAGGAGUUGUUCUGAAAAUUCACAGCUGGAAAUCACACUGAAACUUUUGCUCUGAACUCCCAUAAAAAUUUUUGCCACCCAGGCCAGUGUCCUGUAAACUAUAUAUGGUUAUAUAAAAGUCCUACUAACAAAAAAAUAUUUGAUGUUUAAGAUACAUUGUUAUGCCACGAUGAUGAACUUGAAGGAAGACGAAUUGCUUACAUAUUUUACUUGGUUCCAGAUGACUGGGACAAAAGUGAUGGAGGUAUUGUUCACAUUUUCUCUCAAAACAAUAAAUAAUUGAUUCGUUGGACAAGUGUUUAAAUUAAAUAUUAACAAAAAGAGGAUUUGUUGUCGGGGAUCUACCUAAUGAUAUUAAUAUUGUAAUGCUUGAAAGUAUGAUAUUAUUUAUUUUUGAAUUUACUCUUUUCCUUUUUCUUAGGAGCCCUUGAUCUAUUUUCAACAGAUGGUAAGGAAAUAGUUAUCAUGCACUUGAAGAAGUCGUGGUUGUCUUUUUUUAUUGUUUUUGGAAUUUAAAGUUGAUUUUAAUUUUCAUUUACUGUAAGUUGUUCCAGAUUCAGUACCAUAUGAUUUUAUUUAGUCACUUGUUCAUCUAAUUUUUCAUAUUAAUUUUUCUGACAUCAACAGAACAUGGCCAACCAGAUCAAAUUACAACAUCAUUAGUUCCUCAGAGGAACUCCUUGGUUUUCUUUGAAGUGACUCCUGUUUCAUUUCAUCAGGUUUGUAAAUCAAACAUUGCAUUAACUGUCUGCAAACCUAUGUGUAGAUGACUGUAACUCUCUGAGAGCCUUCCACAUAGACUUAGUGGCAAUCCUAUGAGAGGAUAAAACUUACAAAAUUUGUAGGGAAUUGCUUUCCAGUUUAGACCAUGUCUGCUUUAUGAUCUCUUAUCAUAAAUCAUGAGAGACAAUAAAAGAAAUAAUAUACCAUGAUAGAAUCACUGUAAGUUAUCAUGUUGGGUGCAGAGAAGUUGGCUUAACAACUCUAUUGUUUGUCCCAGUUUAGGUUGCUGAAGUGUUGUCACUUAAUAAAACACGACUGUCAAUCAGUGGAUGGUUCCAUGGAGACAACAUUGACAGACCUGUACCCUAUCAAGAGCCACACCCUAAAUCACAAACGCCUUGUGCUAUGGAGGUAAAUAGAGCAGGCUAGUGAGAAUUUGCAUGUGAAAUCAAGGGAUAAUCUUGGUAAAAGUCUUCGUAUAGUAAGAUGGGGUUUAAAUUUAAUAAUUUAUUAAUUUUGUGUGGCUGUAGACUUGCUGUGUUGUUAAAUUGAUUUGUUUUGUGUUUUCAUUUAGGAUGAGGCACUUGUGCAAUGGAUCAACCCCAUGUAUCUUGAUACAGGUGUUGUGAAAGACAUCAGGGCACGAUUUAAAGAAGAGUCAGAAAUACAGCUUCAGGAAUUUCUUCUGGUAAAUUUUUGUUCUGUUACAGCACUUGAAUUAACUUCUAAGCAGCACCAGUUAAGCUGUCCAGUUAAUAUACUCGUAUUUCUGUUUCUGGCUGGUAGAAUAAUUAUGAUCUUUACACAUAUAUGUUGUGGUUGAUUUUUUUAUCUCAGAAAAUUUUUCUUUUUCUUUUGUUUCAACUUCAUUAGCAUACAUUACCAUUCCCAAAAACAAAAGAAAAACAAAAAUUACCUGAGAUAAAAAAUUAACUACAACAUAUACCAAAAGAUUUUCUUUACCAACAAAGAAGUCGCAGAAGGACUGUUGAAAGCAUAAGCCUUCCUUUCACCUUCAAAUAAAACUCUCAUUGCAAAUGAAACUAAAAGUGUAUGAAAAACAUAGGUAAGAGGUAACUUUUGAAUGUGGCUGUUUUCUUUAGGAAGAGAAAUAUCAUGAAGUGUUUGAAGCACUGCACAGUGCAAAUGUUAAUUGGAGAUGGCGAGGGCCAGCCAAUAAAAGGUAACAUAGUCGGUCAGUACAAAAUGCAGACUGUUGCAGACCAUUGUUUUCAUCAUGCAAAAUAGAACAAGACAAGAAUAGUCCCAUUGUUUUCUAACCCUGAAAACAAUGGUCUGCUGUCAGUCUGCAGUCUGCAUUUUGUAAUGUCCAGUAACAUAGUUCAUACAGCAUGGUGGAUGUACAAAUACAGUAGUACCAACCAAAUUAACAUUUUGUUAUUUUGACCAUAUUCUUUGGGCCCAAAUUUCAAAACACUUCUAAAGUUAGGGUUUAGGGCAAAUGACAAAGUUAAUUUGUACUAUACAUGUGACCUGUUUUUUCCACAACCUCAUAAGAGAUAGCCAUAACCUUUCUGGUUAAGAAUGGCUGUGGACGGUUUUUAUUAGCUCAUUUCCGAAUUUGAGAAAUUACAAGCUUGAAUCUGACAUCUGCUGUUUGCUAUUAACGUGAUUUUUAUCUUAUUAUUUUUCCUUGUCUGCACAUUAUCCCAUUGAAAGGUAUUUACAGCAACCUUUACUUUCCGUUAUGUGUUUUCUGGAAAACUAUCAGUUAGGUUGAACCUCAGUUAAUAAUUUGUUUUGUAUUUUGUGGUAGACAUUUCGAACAAGCUGUCAUGGAGUCAUUGCCACCUAUUGUUCAACAGCUGACCAAGUUACUGCAGUCUCAACCGAUGUUCAAAUUACUAAGGACUAUGACAGGACUAGAAAUGGCUGACGUGCCACUUAGUGAUGAUGAUGAUGGUAACAGUGAUGAUGAUGACGGUGAUGAUGGAAGGAAGGUAUGGGGUGAAGAUGGAGAAGUCUGAAUGCAGAAUUCACGCGCGAAAGUUUGUUGCGGGCCCUAAAAGAGGCUAUAAAAUGUUCGCGAAUUUGAGAAAAAGGGAUCUUCGGAUUGUACAGUCAAAGUAAAGGUAGAAAGAUCGUUCAAGAUACACUAAAAUUAGAGAUGAAGACACGAGUCAACCUUCAAGCUCGCUGAUGUGUAGAAUGUCACGUAGGACUUGUUUUUCUUGAUGAAGUAGACAAAGCCAGUUGGUUGUCUUCAUUGAGACUUGUUUCUGUUGAUCACCUUACGUGAAAAGCUGAGUCCGUCGUUAAAUAUUGAUUAUUAUUAAUUUGUUACUAAUUAACGCCAUCUUUAUCUCUAUAGGAUGCUAAUAAAAACAGAGAACAGAUCCCUAGUUGCCAUGGUGAUAUACGCCGUUGGGGGCAUGGUUGUUAUACGUUGAUUCAUGAUACCGAUCCCGAAGGAGCCGAGUUUGCUUUAGAUGCUUUGUUAUACAUCGGUGGGAAAGGUGAGUACACUGCAGCCUCGUUCCCAGUCGUCCUCGGCGAUAUCGGAUGUGACGUCACCUGUCGAGCAAUUGCGCUCAGUUCCAAACCUCUUCCGUCCAUUCAGAUAGCGCGAACUGACCAGGGGACGAGGCUGAGUACUAAACACAAACGAUCUUAACAUGGUCACCGCUCUUCUUUAGGCGGAAAAAGGCGAGAAAGAAAAGGGGCUAGCAACAAAAAUGAAGACGGUGACUGAAAACGGACCUGAGAGAACGGACCUGAAUAAUAGUGCAGGAAUUAGCGAAAAGAAAACUGUAGCAAAGGAUGAAAUGCUAUUAGGUCUAAGUUGUAAACCAAGGGCCUUAUACAAAAAUAAACAACCUACUGAAUUUAUUAUUUAUUAUUUUCCACUCUUUGUUUUGUAAGGUUGGAAGAGCGAUUAUGGAGGAUAUACCACGUAUUUGACCAGCGGAGAAGACGAAGAGGUAUUUUGCAACAUUGUUUGGAAGGAAAAAAAUGUUCCUUCUUAUUGCCAAGUUAAUGGCUAGAAUGUAAGGAUGAUCGACUAAACCUUCUCUAAUCUUCCUUGUAAGGAGUUCGUAUCAAAUACGGAGGUUUCUUCUCAAAUUUUUCUUUUUAAUUGGGAAUUUAUUUGGGAAAAGCUUAUGUACUAUGUGCAUUAUUUUCCUUUGCAAAACAAUAUAAUUUUAUAAUGAAAUGCUGAGGGUCGAAAUUGGAGGCUUGAAAUGCACUGCGCAGCCGCAAUGAUAGUCCCACCCAUUAAAUCGUUACCUUAUAUCGCUUGUUGAGGACCAGCAGUGAACAAGAGAACUUCGCAGUCAAAGAUUGGAGUGUCCUUAGUGAGACAAAUUAAAAAAGAACCCUAACAUUGGGGUAUUCCUUAACUCAAAAAAAAUGUACUUUAUUUGAGUGUAAAUAUAUGUAGCACGAGAGUACUAAUUGAGGGCUCUAUUUUUACGUGAACGCCAUUUCACCAUUGUCAUCCGAGCCGCCCGGAGGUCUAGGGCUCUACUCUACUAACUGAGCUAGUCCUUGCGCUCAACUGUGGCAAAAGAUUACUGCCUGGCGUAACAGCAAGCCACACUGAUUACAAAUCUGUUUGUAUUGUUUCCCGUAGCUGCUAACCGUUCAUCCUCAAGAAAACUCCUUGGCUUUGGUUUACAGAGACAAAGAAACUGUUCGAUUUGUGAAACACAUAAACCAUUCCUUGCUGACCAAUGAGGGCUCUGCUGGCAGACACAUCAACUUUCUUGACUUUUCUUUUGUUUAUUUUGAAUGACGACAAAACAUCAACUCGGUUAAAUCUCCCGUAAUCAACCCUUAAGCAAUUGCUUCAGGGUUUGUUAAAGUUUCCGCUGUGAGGUUAGCUUUUUAAAAGAUCCCAAUAAGCUAUUCUAUAGUUUACUUAAAUGUUUAGCUUGAGUGAGGAAAAAAAAACAGAAAGCAGUAUAAUUUACU
This is a messenger RNA of Porites evermanni, 6140 nucleotides long. The record is from the annotation of a GenBank genome assembly. Lineage: Eukaryota; Metazoa; Cnidaria; Anthozoa; Scleractinia; Poritidae.